Messenger RNA from Yamadazyma tenuis ATCC 10573, 870 nucleotides. RefSeq names its product dodecenoyl-CoA isomerase (gene ECI1). The record is from RefSeq and is a predicted model, not a curated record. Lineage: Eukaryota; Fungi; Ascomycota; Pichiomycetes; Serinales; Debaryomycetaceae. Gene Ontology annotation, biological process: fatty acid beta-oxidation. Gene Ontology annotation, cellular component: peroxisomal matrix.
AAAUCUAUAACCAUGGCUGAAGAUAUCAUCUACGAAGUCAGAGACAGAACCGUCGUCAUCACCUUAAACAUCCCCGAUAAGUUAAACUCUUUGAAUGGAGAACAAUACAUGAAAUUAGCACGUGCAGUUGAAGAUGCUGAUAACGAAGAAGGCACUGUUGUUACCAUAAUUCAGUCGACAGGUAGAUUUUUUAGUGCCGGAGCCAACUUCAGCGAUAAAGGAAUUUCACAGGCGAAGACUGAAGACUUGUUUAGCCAUGAUUAUUGGUUGAAUAAGUUUGUGGCUAGAAAUACUUAUAUCACGAAUGUGUUCCACAAUCAUAAGAAGGUAUUAGUUGCAGCUGUCAAUGGACCUGUCAUUGGAUUGUCAGCUGCCUUGGUGGCAUUGUGUGACUUGAUUUACGUUAAGGAUGACACCCAGUUCUAUAUUUUAUGCCCAUUUUCUAAUUUGGGAUUGGUUUGUGAAGGGGCUACUUCUGCCACUUUAUUCAUGAGAUUGGGAUGGAGUAAAGCUUCUGAAGCAUUGUUGUUUGCUCGCCCAAUUCAAGGGCCCGAGUUGACCCGUCUUGGUUUUGUUAAUAAGGCUUACAAUGACUACAAGUUUGCUUCCACCGAGGAAUUCAAUGCCCAGAUUUACAAAGAUGUUGUAGCUCAGUUUGAAAACUUGCAUGAGGCAUCGAUUUUCUUGAACAAAGAACUAUUGAAGGUAAACCGUGAGCCAGCUAUUCAUGCUGCCAACUCCAAAGAAGUGGUAAUGGGUCUCUACAAAUGGGUUGAAGGGGUUCCUCAAUCACGGUUCGUGCAAUUGGCCCAGAAGGACAUUAAGCACAAGAUGUAGCUUGGGAUAGUUUCAAAUAAAUAAUUCUUAUCG